Peronospora matthiolae is the source of this 993-nucleotide messenger RNA. Lineage: Eukaryota; Oomycota; Peronosporomycetes; Peronosporales; Peronosporaceae. The record is from the annotation of a GenBank genome assembly.
AUGACCGUCAACACGUUUGCAGUCUCGUUCGAAUGUGGAGUUUCGACGAGCAAGGACGUGUCUGGAAUGUGGGCCGUCGACAGUGGUGCAACGCACUACAUUUGCCACGACAAGACCAAGUUCGCAAGUUUGGCAGAGCGCAAUGAGGGCGAACUCUUGGUGGCUGAUGGCAACAAGGUGGCCAUCGAGGGUGUGGGAACCAUCAUGGAAAAGGUGGUUCUGCCCAACGGUGAAGAGCGUGAGAUCGAAAUCAAGAACGCGCUAUAUGUUCCAAGUAUGAGCAAGAACCUGCUCUCGGUGCCACAGAUUAACAGCCAUGGCAAGUUUCAAGUCGUGUUUGACGGGUCCAAGAUGUAUGUGACUCUCAAGAACUCACAGCAAGUGAUGGCGACAGCGGAUCUCGUGGAUGGACUCUACUGGCUUCGGACGACUCAACGAUCAGCGAAUGUGACAACAAGUGGAACCAGUUGUGCCGAUCUACAUGCGAGAAUGGGUCAUGCUCCAGUCGAUGUACUUCGCAAGAUGAUCGCGACCAACAUGAUCAAGGAUGUGCGAGUCCCUCUCAAGUCGGGUGGAGCAACUACAUGUCGAGGAUGUCAACAAGGGAAAAUGGUCCAAAAACCAUUUCCAAGCAACCGAGACAAGCGCGGCUACGAUACGUUUGAGCUACUUCAUCUGGACAUCUGCGGGCCCAUGGAAAAGGAUUCGCUCGGUGGCAGCAAAUAUUUGCUGCUGAUCAUCGACGAAGCCAGUGGAUGCAUGAAGGGCUUUUGUCUACGAGUGAAGUCCGAGAGUGAAGACUACAUCCGGAAACAUAUCACCAUGGUACAGACGCAAUUCUGUAAGAAGGUCAAGUUCGUGCGACACGACGGAGCUCGCGAGUUUGCAACCAACUCGCUUCAACUGUUCUACGAAGACGAAGGCAUUGAACAGCAGACAACGGUGCCGUAUGUGUUGUUAGGUGUAAAGCUUGACGACCGAAACUGGGAGUGA